Echinococcus granulosus is the source of this 2007-nucleotide messenger RNA. Its product is annotated as Myosin light chain kinase, smooth muscle. Gene Ontology annotation, molecular function: ATP binding; protein serine/threonine kinase activity. Gene Ontology annotation, cellular component: nucleus; cytoplasm. The coding region runs from base 1 to 2007 and encodes 668 amino acids. The transcript has 9 exons. The record is from RefSeq and is a predicted model, not a curated record. NCBI's taxonomy places the organism in Eukaryota, Metazoa, Platyhelminthes, Cestoda, Cyclophyllidea, Taeniidae. Gene Ontology annotation, biological process: positive regulation of apoptotic process; intracellular signal transduction; protein phosphorylation.
AUGCUUUCCAAGAUUCGUAACAGAAGGGAGGCAGCCAAAGAGAAUGAGGACGACGGCGACACAAAGGAAUUCUUGCUCAAUCGCAGUGUGAAAAUCAAGGAAGGUGUGAGUCCGGAGGUGGAAUAUAGAAUACAUGAAUUUCUUGGCAGUGGCAAGUUCGGUGAUGUAAAUAGGUGCGAGGAGAAGUCCACAGGCUACGAGUUGGCGGCCAAGGUCGUUCCCUACAGCUGCCUGGACGAGAAGGAGGGUGUGAUGAAUGAGGUGGGGAUUAUGUGCAGACUGCGACAUCCCCGACUCAUUCAACUCUACGAUGUCUUUAUCCAACGCGAUCGAAUCACUCUCAUCAUGGAACUAAUAACUGGUGGUGAGCUGUUUGAACGCGUAAUUGACGACAGCUUCGAUCUGAAUGAGGAGAUUUGUGAGAAAUUUAUGCGACAAAUUUUGCAAGGCGUUGAAUAUAUUCAUUCCCAACACGUGAUCCACUUGGAUCUUAAGCCCGAGAACAUACUUUGCUUGUCAAGAACCGGUUUUAAGAUAAAAAUAAUCGACUUUGGGCUGGCUCGAGAGGUGACUAAUGGUGAUUUGCGGGUGAUGUUCGGUACUCCUGAGUUUGUCGCUCCCGAGGUCAUUGCCUUUGACCCCGUGACCUACGCAACGGACAUGUGGUCUCUUGGUGUGGUUUGCUACGUUCUGCUUUCCGGUCUGUCACCAUUCAUGGGUGACAACGAAAGUGAGACUUUGAGCAACAUUAUGCGCUGCAGCUACACCUUCGACUACCCGGAGUUCAAGGACAUAUCCGCCGAUGCCAAGGACUUUAUCAAAAGCCUUCUAAACAAGAAUCCACGCAAGAGAAAUACCGCCACACAGUGCCUUGCUCAUCCCUGGUUAAAGGAGAAACCACGGUUAAAGCGAUCAGCAACAGUUAACAAAAAGCGGUUGCGUCAUUUCGUAUACCGACGCAAGUGGCAGAAAGCCGUAAAUGCGAUCAUAGCGCUUCAGAGAAUGGGAGUUGUGUUGACCCACACCCCCAACAGGGAGUCGGAUUAUCGAAAGCUGCUCCAAGCCAAAAGCUCAAAGACUGCUGCUUUUUACCGCAAAACUUCCAUUCGGGAUACACCUUUCGUGGUGGUUCCGGAAGGUGACGUGAAGCGAAAACAGUCCUACAGUAAACCUGGUGAGGCCGUUAAGCAGCCUAUUGAACGGAGAGUGUCAAUCCCCCCCACAAAUGCACCAAAAACUACUCCUAACAAGAGACCUCCCCAAAUUACUGUCACAAAUCCCUCGAAAACCGAACUAAAGCAGCGGAUUCCUGGCUUUACACAGGACCAGAUCUCGUCCAGCUCACCUGUGAAUAAACCUUCGACUCCAAUAUCACCUAAAGCAGAACCAACUUCUCCCUCGGGACAGAUGCAGUCAAAACUAGCCACUGCGCCACAGAAGACGCUUAUUAACAGUACAUCAAAUAAUCCAUUUAAAAAAGAGGCUCAACCUCUUACACAUACGGACCAAAAACAUACAUCUCCAAAGCCGCCAACACUGCAACCGAUGAACAAAACCGAAGUCAAACAGCCAUCCUUGGGGAUUACAAAUAAAACGCCGAAGAACCUCGCCACACCAGAUGCUUCCUCUAUAAAUGCGUCGGCAGGCGCGACAAAGGGUUCCAUUAGCCCACCAUUUGGGAACCGGGAGUUGAGUUUGCAAAAGUCGACAGCUACUAAUGUUGUGUCAAAAUCCGCUACCCGGAUGAAAUCGCCUCCCUCCUCCACAACAAUACGACCUUCGACAGCACCUUCCAUAACUUCUACCAACGCCACCGCUGAGACCACUUCUUCCGGAUUAACUGCAGACAGACCGAAUCCACAGCCGUCAGAACCAGUACUCCUGAAGAUGGUGACGCUUUCAAAGCCGCGGGGCAGUGUUGCGGACCGCAUAAGUUUUUUCAACAACUCCUCUACCAAUCAGCAAAUAAAAAGCGCCAAAGGCAAGAAGUUUUCUCUUUACAGUUAA